Messenger RNA from Callorhinus ursinus (northern fur seal), 2440 nucleotides. The record is from RefSeq and is a predicted model, not a curated record. NCBI's taxonomy places the organism in Eukaryota, Metazoa, Chordata, Mammalia, Carnivora, Otariidae.
CCCGGCACCGAGUGGAGCGCGAACCGCCGCGUGCCAAGUUCUGGGUUCCGGACUCGCGCGGCAGUUGUCACGAGGCGGGCACACAGUCGGGCGCGGGUCGGCAGGUCUCGGACUGUGGCCGCGGCGGCGGCAGCGUGGGGCCUCGGGGUCGCGGGACUCUGUUCCGGCAAAUUUAAACCAGUGCAGUGAUGACUCAAGUCAACGGGGCUCACAAGGAUGCUGACCUGUGGUCGUCGCAUGAUAAAAUGCUGGCACAACCCCUGAAAGACGGUGACACUGAGGUUUACAACAUCAUCAAGAAGGAGAGUAACCGGCAGAGGGUCGGGCUGGAGCUGAUCGCGUCAGAGAAUUUCGCCAGCCGAGCAGUUUUGGAGGCUCUGGGCUCUUGCUUAAAUAACAAGUACUCCGAGGGGUACCCAGGCCAGAGGUAUUAUGGCGGGACCGAGUUCAUCGACGAGCUGGAGAUCCUCUGUCAAAAGCGAGCGCUGCAGGUCUAUGGUCUGGACCCCAAGUGCUGGGGGGUCAAUGUCCAGCCCUACUCAGGCUCCCCUGCCAACUUCGCGGUGUACACCGCCCUGGUGGAGCCCCACGGGCGCAUCAUGGGCCUGGACCUGCCCGAUGGCGGCCACCUGACCCACGGGUUCAUGACAGACAAGAAGAAAAUCUCGGCCACAUCCAUCUUUUUUGAAUCUAUGCCCUAUAAGGUGAACCCAGACACUGGCUACAUCAACUACGACCAACUGGAGGAAAAUGCCCGCCUCUUCCACCCGAAGCUGAUUAUCGCAGGAACCAGCUGCUAUUCCCGAAACCUGGACUACGCUCGACUGAGGAAGAUCGCGGACGACAACGGGGCAUAUCUCAUGGCCGACAUGGCGCACAUCAGCGGGCUGGUGGCGGCUGGCGUGGUGCCCUCCCCCUUUGAGCACUGCCACGUGGUGUCCACCACCACCCACAAAACCCUGAGAGGCUGCCGAGCCGGCAUGAUCUUCUACAGGAGAGGAGUGUGCAGCGUGGAUCCCAAGACGGGCAAAGAGACUCUGUACAACCUGGAGUCGCUUAUCAACUCGGCCGUGUUCCCAGGCCUGCAGGGCGGCCCCCACAACCACGCCAUUGCUGGGGUCGCUGUGGCCCUGAAGCAAGCGAUGACUCCGGAAUUCAGACUUUACCAGCGCCAGGUGGUGGCCAACUGCCGGGUUCUGGCUGAGACCCUGAUGGAGCUGGGCUACAAAGUGGUGACAGAUGGUGCUGAAGUUGGGGGCGGCCGAGGGACAGAGCCUCUUUGUCUCAAAGGUGACAAAAGCGCGCUGCGGCCCAGCGGACUGCGUCUGGGGACUCCAGCCCUGACAUCCCGAGGACUUUUGGAAAAAGAGUUCCAGAAAGUAGCCCAGUUUAUACACAGAGGGAUAGAACUGACUCUGCAGAUUCAGAAUGACGUUGGGGCCAGGGCCACCCUGAAGGAGUUCAGAGAGAAACUGGCAGGGGACGAGAAGCACCAAAGGGCCGUCCGGGCUCUCAGGGAGGAGGUGGAGAGCUUCGCAUCUCUCUUCCCUCUGCCUGGCCUGCCUGACUUCUAGAGGAACCCGCACCUGCCCGGGAACCACUUGCUCAAGGACCCGGUGCCCUUCUGAGAAGAGACGAGCGGCCCCACGCAGUACCCGGCUGUGUCAACGUCUCUGUGCCCUCUGAGGGGUAUUCUUUUGCGACUUUGCUCAAAUUACCUCCUUCACGAAUCAAAAUUUGUUUUUAAGACCCACUGUUAGUAAUUUAGUAAUUCUGGGACAAGUUAUCAGGGGGUUCACAUGUGACCCUUUCUCUCAGCUGUAUAAACAGUUCUUCUGGAAAAACGAAAUACUUAGACUGGCUUCAGGGCAGACGACUGGAAAGACCCCGGUAGGUGUACUCGCCCUUCUCUGAGUUCCUGGGCUUCCCCCACACUCUGAGAUAGACAACCACCCGAGUUCGGAGCUGCCACCAGCUGCCCCUUCUUAAUACCUUGUUACGCGGAGGGCUGCCAAAGGACGACUGACUUAGGGCUGUCACAACUGAGGAGGGAAAUUUUGAAGCUUCUGGUGAGUUCUAUACAAGGUGCCGUGGGCUUUCUCCACAGCAGCUUAGGACAUCAUAGGAAUGACCUCCUUCACCCCACCCCAUCCCUGGGGAGUGCCAGGUCCCAUCAGGGGUGAGAACCGGGGGGCGGGGGGGGUCCUGCCCUGUGCCAGAUAACCAACUCCCUCCUGUAAUCAGGAAACCAAAUGUCACCUUCCCAGAGAAACUUUAUUUUUCACAAAGCUGAAGUGCGAAACAUAGAUGACCGUUUUUAAUAAUAAGCACAAUCAAAUUUUUAACCACAGAAUGUCUACAAGAAUUAUAGCUUUAAAAAAUACAACCAAUUUUUAUAUUUCAAAAAUAUCUGAACUCAAAUAAAUUAAUUUCUUAAAAA